AUGGCCCGACCCUUGUCCGACGAGGCCAGCCUGUGGCUCAUUGAGCUCACGGUGAUCUACAGCGUGGCCGCGCUCGCCGCACUCACCGCCUACGGCAACGCAAGCGUGCUGAUGCAGGGCCGCUGCGGCUCGGCCGUUCAGGCCCUUCAGGUGCGGCGGCAGGCCUCCGCCGAACGCUUCUACCGGUCGAGCUGCGCCCGAUGCCUCGGGCUCACGGCGAGGCACGGGCAGGCUCUGGGCUCCUUGGCGUACAUGACGACGGUGGUGGUGCCGUGCCUGCUGUACACCGCCACGCUGCUGGGGGGCGCGAUGAUCGCCCUCGCCGAAGGGUGGCGCUUCCAAGACGGCUUCAUGUACAUCUGGCAGGACGUGUUCAGCCUUGGCCCGUACGUCUCGUUGCAGCCAGAGGGCGUGUUCGGGAUUGUGCUCGACCACUACGUGAGCCUAGUUGUGUUCGUUAUCACACAGAUCGUAUUGGGCUUCUGUGGAGGACUGCAGAUCGUCGGCGUCGUCCAGGAGGCAACAAGCAAGUCCGUUUCCGGUUUCGUGCGUAUCGUGUUUCUGUACAGCCCGAUUUCGAUGGCGUUCGUCUGCGUUUGUCAAGCUCUGGUUUUGAGAUGGUUGGAAGGCUGGGACCUUCAGGACUCAAUGGGCUUCGUUGUAGGAACACUCUGCAAUGUUCAGGCUGGUCUCAGCGACGAGAGUCCUCAAAACGUCAGCUCUUUGUUCUUGUGCUCUCAGUUCAUUGGCAUAACUAUGGCCGCUUCUGGGAUCGUGAUCCAGGUGGUCGGAUGCCACCUUGUCGUGGUCGAGUGUGUCACGCGCGUAAAUGACAUGGGGCUGGCCGUGGCCAUGGUCACCCCGAGGAUGUGGAGAAGAAAGGCUGGGCCGCCAGCCGAAUCAGAGAAUACCGUCUGUGAGGAGGAAGAGCCGGAGCGAGUUCCGGCGAACACCACGAGCCCCACGGAUGCGAAGCAGGAGUCGCAGCCGUCCUCUUCACAGUCGCAGGAGGAGCUGGCGAGCGUUCCCGCGAGCGUCAUCCCGCGGAUGCGCGCAGACUCUGACCAACAGCAUCUGGAGCCUCAGAAGCCGAGAUUGAAUUCGCCACCCGAGGAGGAGGACGCCGAAGUGCACAGUCUGAGACUGGCACUGGCUGCUUCCCAACAGCGGGAGCUGCAGCUGCAGCGCGAACUCGAGGCAGCGAGCGAGAGAAUAGCUGGUUUCGGUGGAGGGGCCCACGCUUCCCCACAGCCUGCCGCUGAGGGCUCGUGA
Prorocentrum cordatum is the source of this 1272-nucleotide messenger RNA. NCBI's taxonomy places the organism in Eukaryota, Dinophyceae, Prorocentrales, Prorocentraceae. The record is from the annotation of a GenBank genome assembly.